Caenorhabditis angaria is the source of this 3403-nucleotide messenger RNA. Lineage: Eukaryota; Metazoa; Nematoda; Chromadorea; Rhabditida; Rhabditidae. The record is from the annotation of a GenBank genome assembly.
AUGAACAAUGAUUCAACACAUUAUGGAUCUGUAAUUCGAGCUCAUUUCAAAAAACUGUGAGUUUUUAGAGGCUGAUGAAAACUUUUUUUAUUUUCUCAUCGCGCUCCACCGAAACAAACACGCAACACAGACCGCGUCGCGCCACAACACACAAAAAGGGAUUCAAAUUCCCUCCCUUUUUUGUGUGUGUUGUUGCGCGGCGCGGUCUGCGUUGCGUGUUUAUUUCGGUGAUUUUCGAUAAUAGGAUCUUUGAACUAAAAAAUUUUCAAAAAAAAAACUGUGUCUAGAUGUGUCAUGUGUCUGCUAGAUUAUCUAGAUUGUAUCUACUAUAGCUAUUCAGUUCAGCGACUAUUUUCGGCAGUUCAAAAUUCUUGAUGAGAAAAUACAGUUUGCAAAAAAUGUUUUUACUGUUAGUUAUCGCAACUAUUUCGGUGCUUUUUGUGUUCUUAAAAAACCUGUGAGUAUUUUAAAAUUAUAGAAAUCUGUCAAGUUCGCGGCCAUCCUUCUUCUAAAUUCAAUUUUCAGAUACAUCCCAAGUGAUUCUGCUCGCCCCCCAAUUGCAAAAAUAAAAUCCGAAGGCAAAAAAUGGAUAGUUGUUACAAGUAUAUCUCAUCCAACCGAUGAUGUCAAGCGUCUCGCCUCCUUCAAAGACUGGAAUCUCGUAGUUGUUGCUGACACCAAAACACCAAUCGAUUGGAAAUUGGAUGAUGUACAUUUUCUAUCAGUUGAUUAUCAGAAUUCAAUGGCAUUCGAUGUCAUCUCAUUUUUGCCUUAUAAAUCCUACACUCGCAAGAAUAUCGGUUAUCUUUAUGCGAUUUCAUAUGGCGCUGAAUGGAUUUAUGAUACUGAUGAUGAUAAUAAACCUUAUGGCUUAGGUCUUCAACAAUUUCAAUAUGACAAUGAGAUUAGUGGAUUGAGAUAUGUUGCACUAGAAAAUGAAAAUGUUACGUCCCACAAACUCUUCAACCCUUAUCGAUUUUUUGGAUUGGAUGAAAUGUGGCCACGUGGAUUCCCUUUGGAAUAUAUAAAAGAACAUACAAAUGGGAAGAAUCGACAGGUUCUAUGCUCAAAAAUGCCACGAUCAGCUGUUCAGCAGGGAUUGGUUCAUCACGAUCCGGAUGUUGAUGCGAUCUAUCGAUUAUUGAAUGCUGAGCCGGCUGGUUUGAAUGAGCGGUUUAAUAAAUUUGCACCAUCGAUUUUAUUGGAACCCGGAACUUAUGCGCCUUGGAAUUCGCAAAAUACAUUAUUCCACAAAUCAGCCUUUCAUGUUUUGAUGUUACCAACUACGGUGUCAUUUAGGACAACUGAUAUUUGGCGGUCGUUUUUUGCCCAAAAGAUUUUGCAUUUAUCUGGUCACACGAUUUCGUUCACUCCAGUAAAUGCCGUGCAGUUUAGGAAUUCGCACGAUUUUUUGAAAGAUUUUGAGAAUGAGAGGUGAGUUUUUGAAUGAUUAAACAGAAAAUAAUGAUAAUUUUUUUCUAGGCAAGUCUACGAAGAUUCGGGAAAAAUUAUCAGAUUUCUGGAUUCCUGGAGUUGUUCUAACUCAACGCUUAUUGAAUGCAUGCGGAAGUUGGCGGAUGAUUUUGUUGUCAAUGAUUUUUGGCAGCAAAAUGAUGCGGCGCUGAUUGAUUAUUACAUUGCUGAUCUGCAAAAAAUCGGAUAUGAGUUUCCAGAAGUCUUGAAUCCUUCCUCUGAAAAUCCUUACCUGGCUAGCAAAAAUGAGACAAGGCGAGAUAUAAAUUGUCGCAGAGCAAAUUUCGAAUUUGAUUUAACUUAUCCCGAUAAUUCUACCGAGCCAGCAAUUCAAAAAGCUGAGCAGAAAAUCGAAAACUUCGGAGUGAUUUCAAAAUGGUGUGGGGAAGCUGGCUUUAAGAAUUUCACGAAUCAUUUUCUAUCGCCUGAAGAAUUGGCACAACGACACUCCAAGGAUUACGUGUUGAAAAAUAAUAUGAAUAAUGUUUUGCUGGUAGUCAAUAAUUAUCCAUGGAAAUGGGCUAUUGGACACAUUCAACGACUCUAUCAACCCUAUUUUGCUAGUGUUGUAUUCUGCGGUUCUUAUUAUCCAGAAAAUUAUACGAAAACUGAUAAAGGUUAUGCGGGAAUUCAGGAACCUUUCAAUUUUAUUCACAUAAAUCCGGCUGAAAUUCUACGUGGAUAUUUUGGCUAUCAUUGUUUGACACUGUUGAAUGAUGUUGGAUUGCAGAAUGUUCACGGAUAUUAUUUUAUGGCUGAUGAUGCGCAUUUCAAUAUUUGGCAACGGAUUGAUUUCAAGCGGGUUCAUCAUUUGAUGGGGGUUGAAUUUAUGAAUUCGAAUCAGUGGUGGGUUAAUAAAUUGUAUGGUGAGUUAAUACGAGGGCUGAUUCACGAACGAAAAAAAUGUUUAAAAAUGUUUUUUUUAACAUUGAAAGAUCAAUUCACGAAAAGUCGGUCAAAAUUAGUUUUUCGAGUUUUUCAGCCAAAAAUGAUGACAAAUUAAUAUUUUUCAAGCUUCUGGAGUAAUUUCUGAUGAAAAUUGACUUUGGAAUUCACUUUCCAGAAGGUUUUGCUGAUUUUUCGUUCGAAAAAUUCAUAAAAUAAAGCAAAAUAGUGUUCUCGAAGCUUAUUUUCAUCUGAAAUUACUCCAGAAGCUUGAAAAAUAUCGAUUUGUCAUCAUUUUUGGCUGUAAAACUUGAAAAACUAAUUUUGACCUACAAUGUUUUUUCGACAUUUUUUGACUUUUCGUGAAUUGAUUUUUCAAUGUUAAAAUAACAUUUUUCAACAUUUUUUUGGUUCGUAAAUCAGCCCUACUGGAAAAUUUUAUAUAAUUUUUUUUCAAAAUUUCAGGGAUCAAUGCUGCCAAAACUAUCCUUGCUAAAAUGAGCAAUACAACAAAUCCACGAGAAAUAAAAACGUGGAAAACAUUUGAAGGAGGCCUGAGGAAGUAUGGAUAUAUAAAGCCUAAUGAAACCGUAGCUACGGAUUUGUUGAAUGGAAAAUCGAGAAGUAUUUCGGAUUUGUGAGUUCUCUUUUUUUUUCUCCAACGAAUCUCUGAAAAUAGAGUCUAUUCAGCUUCUACGUCCCAUCCUCGGAAAUUCAAUAUUAUUCCGAAUUGAUGCGAAUAUUUUACGAUGGUCAACUAUUUUUGGAACUCGCUGUAAAUCGAUAUUUACGAUCUGUUCGACAUCAAACAUCGAACUUCGGCACGAAAUCGUAUUUGUGGGGAGAUCGAGGAAGUUGGGCGACGAAAUACAGUGUUGAUAUGGUCGCAAUGCAUCCGAUCAAAUUGAGUGGGUUUAUGAAGCCAGAUAAGAAUCGACUGAAAUAUUGUGCAAGUUGUAUGAAACCUUGGCAUGAUAUUUUGUUUGGUGCAUCGACGAAUUUCACGGUGAAAGUGGAUAAUGCAAAAGAUCAUAUGAAUGGGUGA